CUCAUCCACACAAUCUCUGUGUUCUUCUCUCCAUCCUCCGGCAAGUUGUUACAUCGCGUCAAACGUCGUGCGUGUGAACCAUCACGACACGUCUUUUUUUUUUUGUUAUGUUAAGUGAUGUAAAGCUGUGAUUCACCCUCGAGGAGGAGCUUAUUUAGGAGAGUGGAGAGUCCGGAGGUGGGGAGCGCUGAGCGGUGCGUGGGGAGGGCUGAUAGGUGCGUAGUUUCCCAGCUCUGUCUUUCUUCCUCUCCAGGGUUCGAGGAUCUGUCUUUUUAAAGUCGCGCAUUGGGAGAACACGUUCAGGAUGGAGCGGAUGGAGUCAAUGGAGCCAAUCUCGGCGUGCUACACAACGGCAUACCCGGAGAUCAAUCCUGACAGCGGCUACGGCUCCGGAGAGAACACGGAGAACCAGGCAAAGACCCCACCAGCCCCGACCUAUAACGAAGACCUGGUGCACAAGACAAUCUUGGUUGGGGACAGUGGAGUAGGGAAGACAUCUCUUCUGGUUCAGUUUGACCAGGGCAAGUUCAUCCCGGGCUCCUUUUCUGCUACAGUCGGAAUUGGAUUUACGAAUAAAGAGGUAACUGUUGACAACGUAAAGGUCAAACUACAGAUUUGGGACACAGCAGGACAGGAACGGUUCAGAAGUGUGACUCAUGCAUAUUACAGAGAUGCACAUGCUUUGCUACUUUUGUAUGACAUCACCAACAAAUCAUCGUUCGACAAUAUCAGGGCAUGGUUAACAGAAAUUCAUGAGUAUGCACAGACUGAUGUAGUCAUCAUGUUGCUGGGCAACAAGGCUGAUAUGAGCAGUGAACGAGCGAUCAGGAGAGAUGAAGGAGAAAGACUGGCCAGAGAGUAUUCAGUCCCUUUCAUGGAGACGAGUGCCAAGACGGGAGUCAACAUAGAGCUUGCCUUCACAGCUGUAGCCAAGGAACUGAAGCACCGGGCUGUCCAGCACCCCAAUGAACCCAAGUUCCAAAUUCAUGAAUAUAUUGAGUCACAGAAAGAGAAGUCCGGCUGCUGCAGUUACUUCUGAAUCUCACAUUUAAAACCAGGCUGCAAAGGAGAUGCAGAAAGAUGAGUGGGAGGACCUCACCGCUGUUACCAAAAUACAACGCUGCCAUUCAUGGGGAGGGAAAGGGGGUGGGGGGGUAUCCACAAGUCUGUCUUCGGAAGAGUUGAGGAAAAUAAAACCAGGUAUUAGCUCGGACGAUCCAUAGUUUAUCCAUAUUGCCUUAUGAGGAUCUGUACUUAACUGCUGAGUAUUUUUAAGAGUGUGGGCACAACUUUAGACAAUUUAUUUCGAAGUUUUGAUGAUAUACAUUUUAACAGCUGCAAAAUGAACAUAUACAGCACUAUGCAGAAGUGUUCAUACCCCUUACAACCACAAACUUCACUGCAUUUUAUUAGCACUUUAUGUGAUAGACCAAGACAAAGACGUGCAUAAUUAUGAUAUGGAAGAAAAAUGACGAAUCCAUUUCGAAUUCUUUACAAAUACAAAUCUGAAAAGUGUGGUGUAUAUUUGCCCUGGACUUUGACUGGGCCAGUCUAACACAUGAAUAUGCUUUAAUCUAAACCAGUCCAUUGUUGCUCUGGCUGAAUGUUUAGGGUCGUUGUCCUGCUUCACGAUGAACCUUUGUUCCAGUCUCAAGUCUUCAGGAUUGUUCUGCAUAUAGCUCCUUCCACCUUACGAUCAACCCUGACCAGCUUCACAGCCCCUGCUGAAGAAAAGCAUCCCACAGCAUGAUGCUGCUACCACCAUGUUUCACCAUGUUUGGGGAGUAUGAGCAGUGUUAGUUUCCCACCACAAAUGUUUAAUGUAUACCAAAAAGUUCAAAUUCUACUCUCAUCGGACCAGAGCACGUUCUUCCACAUUUUCGCUGAGCUACGUGGCUUGUAGAAAACUGUAAACAGGGUUUCUUAUGGCUUUCUUUCAACAGGAGCUACUGUUCCAUGAAGGCCAAAUUUGUGGUGUGGUUUACUAUCAAUUGUCCAGUCAACAGAUUCUCCAACCUAAGCUGGGGUUCUUUGCAGCACUCCCCGGAGCCACCAUGGACCUCUAGGCUGCUUCUUUGUCCUUGCUCAGCUCAGUUUAGGUUAUAGUAGGACCUAUUGUAGGUCAUAGUAGGUUUGCAGUACCACCAAUCUCUUUCCAUUUUUUUGUCUAAUAGAUUGAAUAGUCCUCCAUCAGAUGUACUAGGUUUGGGAUUUUGUUUUCUAAGCUGACCACAAUGCUGUGUCCUUGGUCAUCGUGAUGCUGUUUCUUCACUGAUGUUCUCUAACAAACCUCUGAGGCCAGAAACUAAACUAGCUGGAUUUAUACCAAGAUUAAAUUACAAAUAGCUGGGUUUUAAUUAUAAUUAGGUUGGUUUCUGAACACAGUUGGCUGCAUUAAAUAUGAUUUAGGCAUAUCAGAGUAAAGGAGUCUACGUUCAACCGCAUGUAACACAAGAGAAAACCACGCAUCAUUUUCCUUUCACUUCAAAAUUACUCACUUGUUUGUUUUGAUUCUUCACAUAAAAUCCCAUUAAACUAAAGGGACAUUUUGUGGCUGUAAUGUUAUAAAAGGAGGGAAGUUAAAGGGGUAUUGCAACUUUUGCAAGAUGCUGCACACAGCCAGAAGUCUAACAUUUGGCACACUAGUAGUGAUGGGAGGAUGUACAGUAACACCAGCCUGUGUGGAUCGCAAGUCUCAAGUCUAACUCCCAGUUAUCUAAACCUGUUCAUUUCAUUGAAAAGCCAUGACAGAAAUGAAGCAUUUUAUGCACUUGUAGAUUAAUAUGAUACUAAUAUUACCAUGGAUCACCGUGUAUUAGAAAUUUGUAAUAUAACCGGUUUUCAGGUGUCUUCUUUUAAUGGUUGUCUAUGUAGACAAUGUUUUGCUGUACUUUUGUUGUUGUUUUAAAUGCUGCUAGUUAUAUUGCACGACCUUGACAGUGAGACUCUUUUUGCCAACUUUGUGUUAUUUUAUGUGUUUAAAAAUGCAAAUGCAUUAGGAACUAAGAGAAACCAGCUUCUUGCUGCGAAUUUCAGACAGAGAAAAACUGAAUGUUAAGACAGGGACACAUUAAAUUUAAAAAGCAUAUAUGCAGAAUAAUUUAUAAAAAAUGCCUGUUUAAUCUUGAAAGAUUUUUUAUGAGCAUAUUCUUAAAAAACAAAAUUUAAAAUGUCUUGAAUUUAAUUAAGUUAAAUUAUCUAAUCCAAGACGUUUACAUUGUUGUUUUUUCUAACAUUCAUAUCCAUCUCUUACUUAAAUCCAUUUUGUUCUAAAGACAAUUAUUUUUCUAAAACCAGCUGGAAAACUUAUGGAAAUAUGGAUUUUCACAGCUGCACAAAAAUUCAAAGCAAAGUGCCAAAACAGUGUUUCUGACUUGGACUAAAUUAUUUUUACGUAUUGAUCUCCAUAAAUGACAUUCAGUCACUCUUAUAAGAACAGUUUAGGGACCCAACAAAGAAGGGUAAAUUGUCUCUAUUCAAAACAAAACAGGAAAUUAACCAUUCUUGUGCAUGUUCUAGACUUGACAGAAUUGGAAGAUAUAAUACAUUAGAAGGCUCUUGACAAUGAUCAGCUAUUGGAAUUCAUUUUGAGUGUCCUCUGCUGAGACCUUUUGUACAUACUGUAUGUAUUUGUUCUAUAAGUGCAGCGAACGUACUUUGAUCUUUGGACAUGCUAACUGCAACAAACCUCCAAACACCACUGGCACAAUCACUGAAUUCUCUCGAAGCAAAUGUAUUGUACUUUUAUAGCUAAAUUUGAAGUUUGAUCCUUCUGCAUGUAGGGUGGAUUGCAUGGGCCAUAUCUGUGGGAUUUCUCUUAAAAAUGUAUGUCACCCAAAAAAAUUUUCGUUGAAAAUGAAAAUAAAGAUAGAUAAUUUACAUAUUUUGAGUAAAAGCUCAGUGUAAAGAUGUGUUUUAAAAUACAUGACUUAAAUUAUAAGUCUAGUGAACAUAAAAUUAUAACUUUUUCUUACUUGUGAUAUAGCGGUGAUAUAAAGCUACCUAACCAACAUUUGUAUGUGGUACCCAUGUGAGUUUCUAAUAGGCUGAAAUGUAGGUUUCAUACGACAUUAUCCGCAUGUUUAUUAUGGUGUGUUGUUAGUUUACAUUACAAAACCAUGCACAGAUAAAUGGAUUACAGAUAGCUUUAGGUUUUUAGAAGUUUCUGUUUCCACACAUACAUAUACAAAGUGUUAGAUAAACACUUGUCUCACUUAUGGGCUGAAAGGUGGUCCAGUUGUUACCACUGUUGUCUUGCAGCAAGCAGGUCCUGUGGUCACAUCCCGGUAUGGGAUGUGGGAGGAGGUUUUUGUGUGGAUUAGGCUUCAAUUUAUGAUGUAUUUGUAAAGUUCCCCAGAACUAUAGAACAGCUUUAUUCAGAUUUUCUCUUAAAUGAAAACUUGAUCAAGUAUGUGUACUAAAGCUAAUGUUUGCUGCAAGCUGCUGUCUGACAUAGUGGAAUUAAAACACAGUCCGGUCCAUGCAAUGCUGAACACACCUAACCCUGCCUUGGUUUGCUCAUAUGGGUGAAUUAAUUGGGCUCUAGAUAAGAAACACAUAAUCAUUUUCUGUUACAAGCCGUACUUCUUUUUAGCCCAUUUAUAACACACAGCGAUGCCACAUACAGAGGAUGAUAAAGCUACAUAGUGUCCACUAGUCAUCUAUUUGCUUUACUAGAACUACAUCUGGCGGCAUGUAUGGUCAGAGAGGCAUUACCACAUCUCACACUCAGAAUUAAGCUCAGCAACGCUACCCUGGGAAAUUCACCCAGGGAAUAUUACCCAUUGUUUAUUAUGACCCUUGGUCUCAAAUGAGCUGAAAGGAGCUGAACUGAUGUACAGGAAUCUUUGCAUCAACGUCGUAUUUCAAUGUGAUGGUUAGUAAAGCCUUAAAGAAACAGUGAUGUCAAAACAACACCUCUGUGAUACUGCAUUACAACGUUUAUGCAACUCUUUUUUCCUACAAUGAUAUGCAACUCAUUUUGCUCAUUAUUUCAAAUUAUUCAUUGAAUGUCUGAAUGCAUUGGCUUCGUGGAUGCUUCAGAUCUGAUGUGAUGUGUGCAGAUUUAUUUCUUAUGUCUUGCUCAUGCAGCCAAAAGUUGUGUUUGAUGUGUUGUUUGCUGCAUCAAAAAAUAAAUUAUUUUUAACCAAA
Girardinichthys multiradiatus is the source of this 5151-nucleotide messenger RNA. RefSeq names its product ras-related protein Rab-37-like. The record is from RefSeq and is a predicted model, not a curated record. Gene Ontology annotation, cellular component: endosome; Golgi apparatus. The transcript is spliced from 9 exons. Gene Ontology annotation, molecular function: GTP binding; GTPase activity. Lineage: Eukaryota; Metazoa; Chordata; Actinopteri; Cyprinodontiformes; Goodeidae. Bases 305 to 1039 code for a protein of 244 amino acids.